GUGACCCUGUAUUCCUUGAAGAGGUUUUUCUAAAAUUGCGAGAGAAAUCGGGAGUCACAAUCGCUUAUGAUGUUUUAAGGGAGUCCGUGAUGACGGGUGAUGUGGUCAAAGAAGAGUUUGGUGGCGUUCUUGGCUUGGCAGGUGGUGGUGAAAGGGAUGAAAUGGGCGCGCUUGGUAAGGCGGCAAACAAGGACAUAGAUGCAAUUACGACCAUGGUCGACCGUGGGGAGACCGCAGACGAAGUCCAUGGAGACAGAUUGCCAACGGUGGGUAGGUAUGGGGAGAGACUGGAGUUUGCCAGCCUUAGCUUGGUUGGAGGGAUUGACGGCUUGGCAAUUAGGGCAAGAACGGAUGUAGGCUUUGACGUGCAAGGAGCGAGGGCUAGUAGAGGUAACGGGAGAUAUUGUCAAAGGUUUUCUGGAAACCGAGGUGUUCGACAGUCUUGGCGUCGUGGUGUCAGCCAAGAACUGGGUACGGAGACCACGGACGGAAGGGAUGCAAAGACGGCGAGUUCCUUUGAUGUCGAUGUAGAGGAGAUGGUCGAUGAGGGAGUAGUUAGGGAUAGUGUCAAGGUCGUGGAGUUUGGUAUAGGUAGCGGCGAAGUCAGGGUAGGAGGCGUAGCCAUGGAUGAAGCGAUGUUGGAGAGAUUGGGGAAACUUGACAUGCGUCGUGGCAGCGAAGACUUUCUUAGGGGGUUUGUGAUCGGGUCGGCGAGAGAGGGCAUCAGCAACACGAUUGGUCUUGUCGGGAGUAUGGCAGAUGGUGAAGGUAAACUGGGCAAGAAAAUCCAGCCAGCGGGCCUGACGAGGGGUGAUAUCCUUUUUGGUAAGGGUACUGGAGACGACGGUGUUGUCGGUGCGAAUGGUGAAGUACUCGCCAUCGAGGUCAUGGCGCUAUACUUUAAGGGCAUAGAUGACAGCGAUGAGUUCCUUCUCAUUGGAGGGAUAGUUCAUCUCAACAGCGAUAAGCUUCUUGUUCGCGAAUGCGAUAGGGUACUCACCGGGAAGUGUUUCCGACUGCGAGGGGGAAUCUUUGAUAGUCGGGGGGUCGUGAGGGAAAUGUUGGGAUAGAACGGCGCCAAAGGCAAAGUCCGAAGCGUCAGUGGUGACGUAGAAGUGGCGAGAAGGGUCGGCGAUCUUGAGAAC
Messenger RNA from Chara braunii, 1145 nucleotides. The record is from the annotation of a GenBank genome assembly. NCBI's taxonomy places the organism in Eukaryota, Viridiplantae, Streptophyta, Charophyceae, Charales, Characeae.